UCGCCCACAUCCCCCCCCUCCCCCCCCCCCCCGCCCCCCCCUCCGCUCCCCCCCCCUUCCCCCCUCCCCCCCCCCCCCGCCCCCCCCCGCCCCUCCCCUCGCCUCCCCCCCCUCCCCUCCCCCACCUCUCCCCGCCCC
Molecule: messenger RNA, 138 nt
Organism: Synchiropus splendidus (mandarinfish)
Lineage: Eukaryota; Metazoa; Chordata; Actinopteri; Syngnathiformes; Callionymidae
Exons: 2
Source: RefSeq, a predicted model, not a curated record